Medicago truncatula (barrel medic) is the source of this 1050-nucleotide messenger RNA. Its product is annotated as putative disease resistance RPP13-like protein 1. The transcript has a single exon. Gene Ontology annotation, molecular function: ADP binding. Bases 17 to 1018 code for a protein of 333 amino acids. Lineage: Eukaryota; Viridiplantae; Streptophyta; Magnoliopsida; Fabales; Fabaceae. The record is from RefSeq and is a predicted model, not a curated record.
ACUUGUGAACUAAGUUAUGGCAACUGUUGUGGGAGAAGCACUUCUUUCAGCUUCUGUGAAACUAUUGUUGCAAAAGAUGGUUUCUAGUGAAUUCAUUGACUUCUUUUGGAGCAUGAAGCUUGACGUUGCACUGUUGGAAAAGCUGAAGAUAACACUGCUGAGUCUUCAAGCUGUACUGAAUGAUGCUGAGGAGAAACAGAUCACUAAUCCUGCUGUCAAGGAGUGGUUGAAUAUGCUGCAAGAUGCUGUCUUUGAAGCAGAAGAUUUGUUUGACGAAAUCAACACUGAGUCAUUGCGGUGUAAAGUGGAAGCUGAGUAUGAAACCCAAUCUGCUAAGGUACUCAAAAAACUCUCUUCUCGUUUCAAAAGGUUUAAUAGAAAGAUGAAUUCUAAAUUGCAAAAGUUACUUGAAAGAUUAGAACAUUUGAGAAACCAGAAUCUUGGUUUAAAAGAAGGUGUUUCCAACAGUGUUUGGCAUGGAACUCCUACAAGUUCUGUUGUGGGGGAUGAAUCUGCUAUUUAUGGCAGAGAUGAUGACAAAAAGAAACUGAAAGAGUUUCUUCUUGCAGAGGAUGUUAGUGAUUGUGGGCGUAAAAUAGGAGUGAUUUCCAUUGUGGGGAUGGGAGGGCUAGGAAAAACAACACUAGCUAAAAUCCUUUACAAUGACCAUGAUGUGAAGCAGAAAUUUGAGGUAAGAGGGUGGGCACAUAUCUCAAAGGAUUUUGAUGUUGUCAUCGUCACUAAAACCAUUCUUGAAUCCGUCACUUCAAAAAGAAAUGACACUGAUGACCUGAAUAUUCUACAAGUGAAAUUGCAACAAUGUUUAAGCAAUACAAAGUUUUUGCUUGUACUGGAUGACAUAUGGUAUGGAAACUAUGUUGACUGCUGGAAUAAUUUGGCCGACAUCUUUAGUGUUGGGGAAAUAGGGAGUAGGAUCAUCAUCACAACAAGAAAUGAAAGAGUAGCAGCAACCAUGCAAACAUUUCUUCCAAUCCACAAAUUGGAACCUCUUCAAUGAGAUGAUUGUUGGUCUUUGCUUUCCAGAAAUGC